UGAUAUUUAACGGUAAUAAUUGUUUUUACGAUCGUGUCAAUCACCAGCUAUGCCGAGCGAAAUGGCGAAACCGUAGGUAUCGAACAUUAUUAAUGACAACGCGAAAUCAAAGUCACGUGUCGAAUAGUGUCAAUCGACGAGGCAGGAUUCUGAUUUUUCCUGUAAACCGAGACAGAAAUCUCUGCCGCUUCAUUCAUACACCUAUCAGUCGGCUGACGACCGUCCAACCGGACAGUCGCUUGUGAAGCGCGUCUCGUGUCACCGAUAUCGUAGGUCAAACGACCCUUAAAAUCAUCUCCAUCAAUGAGAAUUGUCUCGAACGUUUACCUCUCGGCACUCGUCCAACAAAUAUCGAGUCAAGGAAUCGUGGAACGAGUGAAAGUUUUAAAAAAUAUCUAACAAGAUCUUUUAUCCUGAGUUAUAUUACCGUCGAAAGGAAUUAAUUAUUAAGGAUUUCUUAUUUCUAUUCGCUUGCUGUAUUUCUUUCAUUUUUUUCCUGAACUUUAUCGAUCGAUCAGUUUUUGAAAUUGUAAAAAAAAAAAAAAAAAAAGGAAUCAUAGAUGUAAUAGAUUUCAGGCAGAAAGUUUGCCUCGCGGAAGUUUGUUUCGUGUGCUCGAAAUUGGCAUGAAGUAUAUAUUGUAGAAUUUUCGUAGCGCGGUGUGGUGGGGCUGGUUGUUUUUCUUUCUGUUUGGUAGUUCGAUACCCGGUCUCGGCACGCGUUUCAGAACGGGUAGUAGUGGGUAUCAUUAGAAAUCGCGUUACCAAUAAAUGUUAUAUCGUUGCGAGACGAUAUAUAUUCAUUCCCGAGACGCGAUAUCAUCGUAAUGUUUUCGCGAUCGAAAACGAUAGAUCGAAUAUUUCUGUUUCUCGUCGAACGAUAGACGCGUGACGAAACUGAUAAUUGUCCAGUAGUCUUUUGAAUGACGAAACGCGAUUCCGCUGAUGCGUCUACAUUAUAAACCCACGCGUAACUGACUUAUCUGUACUUUAUGAAUAUUGAGAAACGAACGAAACGGUCAGUCGGUAUCGUGUUUUGGUACUGGUGUUCAUGUGUGAAAAGAUCGCCGAGCUCGCGAGAGGCACACUGUCGAGUGGUGAUCGAUUCCCGGCUAAAAGAGAUCGAGGAUCAUUCUUCGAGAAAAAGGCGAUAAAUGUGUCCAAAGCGGGGAUCGUGGUCGAUAAGUUACCGAGGCAAGAGAGGAAGAGGAAGAAACGGCCAAUAACCAUUAGUGAAGUUUCGAUCUAGCUCGACCUAACCUCUUUCUUUCUCCUCGUCUCGUUCUUUUUUCUCUCCUUUUGCCUCUACCCUGUCUCCUUUCGUCCAUCUGCCCAUUUCUCGACGCCCAACUUCGCCACUUUAGUUGCUUUAGUUUUCGUAUUCAGUGUCGUGCACGAUUUUCUAUCAAUUGAAGAUCCAACAUGGCAUCGUCAAUCAUCGAGGGAAGUGACGAGUACGGUUUGGGAUAUCAAAACACGUUGAUGUAUGGUCGCUACACGAAGGAUCUGGGUGAAUACGCAAAAGAGGAGGCACGGAAGCUCAAGUACGAGAAAACACGGCGGAAAUACGACAGCAGGGAGGAGGAUCUGCGCAAGUCGAGAAGAGGGCCCCUUUGCAGGAAGUUGGUCGCGUUGUUGGCUUUCGCGUGGAAGCACACGGGAGCUAGGUUAGGGGAGGAUUGGGUGUUCCUGGCCCUUCUUGGAAUAAUUAUGGCGCUCAUCAGUUAUGCCAUGGACCGUGGCAUUUCUAUGUGCAACAACGCCAGGAUAUGGCUUUAUCAGGAUCUGACUCACCAUCCGGCGCUUCAGUAUCUCGCCUGGGUGUCCUUGCCGGUUUGCCUGAUCCUCUUCAGCGCCGGCUUCGUGCACAUCGUUGCACCGCAGAGCAUAGGAUCCGGCAUUCCGGAGAUGAAAACGAUCCUACGUGGGGUGGCCUUGAAGGAGUAUCUCACCUUUCGUACGCUCGUGGCGAAGGUGAUAGGUCUGACCGCGACCCUGGGCUCCGGUCUGCCGCUGGGCAAGGAAGGUCCGUUCGUGCACAUCGCGAGCAUAGUUGCCACCCUCCUCUCCAAAUUGGUGACGAGCUUCCAAGGGAUCUACGAGAACGAGAGCAGGAACUGCGAGAUGCUCGCCGCUGCGUGCGCCGUGGGGGUGGCCGCCUGCUUCGCGGCCCCCAUCGGCGGCGUCCUGUUCAGCAUCGAGGUAACCACGGUUUACUUCGCGGUGAGGAAUUAUUGGAGGGGGUUCUUCGCGGCCGUUUGCGGGGCAACCAUGUUCCGGCUGCUCGCUAUCUGGUUUCAACGAGAGGAAACGAUCACGGCGAUGUUCGCGACCAACUUCACCAUGGACUUCCCCUUCGACCCCCAAGAAUUGUUCGUGUUCGCGUUGAUCGGGGUGGGCAGCGGUAUAGGGGGCGCUUUCUACGUUUGGCUGCACAGGCAAUACGUGAUCUUCAUGAGGAAGAACAAAAGUAUGAACAGCUUUCUGCAGAAAAAUCGCUUCUUGUACCCUGGUAUCGUCUCGUUGCUCGUCUCCUCCGUUUCGUUCCCCCUGGGACUAGGCCAGUUCAUGGCCGGUGAUUUGAACACUCACGAUCAAGUGUACGGUUUGUUCACCAACUUCACUUGGACCAAGCAAGAGUUGGGGGUUGAGGAAAUGAACAUAGUGAAGCAUUGGUCCACCGUGUACACCGACGUGUUCAUCGGUUUGAUCGGUUUCGUUGCGUUCACGUUCGUCUUCUCCAUCAUAAGCUCCACGGUUCCCGUCCCGUCGGGAAUUUUCAUCCCCGUGUUCAAGAUUGGCGCCGCUCUGGGCAGAGCCAUGGGCGAAGCCAUGGCUCUGUGGUUUCCCAACGGCGUUCGUUACGGCGGCAUCAUAACGCCUAUCGUACCAGGAGGCUACGCUACCGUCGGGGCAGCUGCAUUCUCCGGCGCCGUGACCCACACGAUAUCCGUGAGCGUUAUCGUGUUCGAGAUGACCGGUCAGAUCACUCACAUAGUGCCAAUCAUGAUCGCCGUGUUGAUCAGCAACGCCAUUGCCGCCCUCCUGCAGCCCAGCAUAUACGACAGUAUCAUUUUGAUCAAGAAGCUGCCCUAUCUCCCAGACCUGUUGCCGUCCAGUUCAGGAAUGUACAACGUGUACGUGGAAGAUUUCAUGGUUCGCGACGUGAAGUAUAUCUGGCACGGGAUCUCGUAUCAGAAGUUGAAGGAAAUUUUAAAGGAGAACCGCAAGCUCCGCGGUUUCCCGCUUGUCGACAAUCCCGACUCGAUGAUCCUGCUUGGAUCUAUCCAGAGAUUGGAAUUGAUCAAGCUGAUCGAGAAACACAUAGGGCGCGAGAGGAGGUUGCAGGUGGCUCAGAAGUGGCACAAGGAGGCCGAGGAGAGGGCGAGGGAGGAGAUGGAGCGGCAAUUGAGGGAUCAGGAGAGGACGAGGAGGCCGUCCAGGUUCGAGGUGAUCCCCGCGCCGGAUAUUCUUAAGAUGCAGAGGCAAAGUGCUAACGAUUUAACGAUGUCUCCGAGCAACGGCGCCGCUCCCGAUCACGUGAGUCAUCACACCUACCAUUCCCCGAUAUUCGGCUCGCAACCGAAGAAGUCGAUCUUGAAGAAGACCAAUUCCUUCACGUUGAAAGGGUUCAGCCCGUUGGUGAGCCCUGCAGCCACUCCUUACACAACUGUGACCGGUGCGGAGAGCAGGAUCCGUCUCGCCUUCGAGGCGAUCUUCCGCAAGUCGGCCACAUUGCAAGACGUGGAUCCAGACCCGGAGAUAGGGGCCGGUGGUGGUGUCAGGCGUGACAGCCAGGAGGUACCUCCGCACACUCCUAUGCUGGCGCCAAGCCCUGCCACCUCGAAGAAAGUGCAACUGCCUCGCGAGAGGGUGAUAGAUAUGUCGGCAGAGGAUCAGAAGCGAUGGGAGGAGAGCGAAAUGUCGUUGGAGGUGGAUUUCUCGAGGUGUCACAUCGAUCCAGCGCCCUUCCAGCUCGUCGAGCGAACGUCUUUGUUGAAGGUUCACAGUCUGUUCAGCAUGGUGGGGGUGAAUCACGCUUACGUGACGGCUAUCGGCAGGCUAGUCGGGGUUGUAGGAUUGAAAGAGCUGAGGAAAGCGAUAGAGGACGCCAACGCUGGAAUCUUGCCCAUGCAUUGCGAAUCUCACAUAGGCGUAUCCACGUCGAGCAUCGCCAAGAGCGAAACGGACACGGAGAGCAAGAAUGUCAGCACGAUGAACUCUAUUGCCUCCGUUGAUUGCGAGAAAGUCGAAAAAGUCUGAGUGAAAGUAGGAGAGAGAGAUAGAGAGAGAGAAGAGAAAGGAGGGAAAUGAGAGAUGGGCAAGGAAGGGAGGGAGAUACGUAGAAGCAAAAAUGUGAUAGUUAUAUUGUCAGAAAAAUUGGCAAUAUGACCCGAACGAGAGACGUGUUUUUUUUUUCUUUUUUUUUCUUUAUCGAUUAAAUAUUCCUUUCCUCUUGUAAUAGAUAAUAAGAGAGAGAAAACGUAGAACACUCCCUAUAGCGAAGCUCGAGCAACAAGUCACACGCUCCUUCUUUUUUUCUUUCUUUUUUUUUUCUUCUUUAACCGCUUACAACUACGAAUCGCUUUCAAAUACCUCUCGUACUUAAUCUCAGGACAAGAUUAUCUUACAGAACGAAAUCGUUCUUCUUAUCGUGUGACGCGCGAUUUCUUUCAUCAUCGCGUGUUAAAAAAACUUGGAAAUUGGUAAACAAAUUUGGCGUGUUGCUUGUUUGUGAUUUUCUUUUUUGCGCGCAGAAGGGAGUUCUCGUUACGUAGGUAUCAGGGUCUGUCGAGUUUUCUUGUUCUUCUUUUUUUUUUUUCCUUCCUCUCCUUUUAGCUAGAUUUUCUUUUUUUUUCAUUUGCGCGAUUUAUCCUCUUCGUAUUUUAUAGUCACGUAGGUAAGUAAGGUAGUAUAGAUAAUAAUAGAGAAAAAAAGAGAAUGAAAGUUACCACGUGCGUAUCUGUAAAUGAAUGGUUGUGAUUUGUCAAUUUGGCGACUCUUUGAUGACUUUGGUGAUAAUCAAUCUUCCUCAGAGGAACAUUCUCCUUUCCAAUGGAUGCGUGGAUGCUUAUCACGCUGUGCUAAAAUGUCGAAGCUUCUCCAAGAACUCUGUAUUUAAACGUGGUGCUUCGGUGAUAGCCGAACGAGUGGCUUCGUCUUUUUAAAGAUAUAUACGCUGUGAAUCGUGUGACUGUGUUUAAUGGCGAGCAACGCGAGUCGUGAAAAACGUGAUCGUUAAUGUAUUGUAAUGCGUUGCAAAGGAACGUUGCAUCCUGCAGCGACCCAAGGGUGAUUAUUUAUCUCGAGUUUAUUAUUUAAGAAAAGAUUCGGGGCUCGCGUUGAAUGCUCUUUUUAGUCUUUUAGCGUAAUUUAAUUUUAUGACUAUGGUUGUGCCAACCCUAUUUAUUUUAAUUGUAACGAUUAUUGUUAAUUAAUUCUGUAAGUACGUAAAAACUUAUUAGAUCAUGUUGAAUCCAUUCGCAAGAAUAUUCUCAGCUUCUGGAUCUUUGUGAAAUUUUUAAUUGAAUUUUUAGAACGGUAUAUUGUAGCUUUUAUCUUGUGAAAGAGAGAUUAACGUUAAUCUGUCCUGUUAUUCUAUUCUCUGUUUGAAUCAAAGCUUCGCAAAGAUCCGUCUAAUUUAGAUUUCUUUACCAGAAGCUUUUUGUUUUAGCUGAUCAAUUAUACGACGAGGCGACAUGGCGUUUGAUAAUGAUAGAAUAUUUUAAUGACAACGUAGCAUAAUUUAAAACGAUAUCUUAAUUGAUCGUUAUGAUAAGUAUCUAGGACCAGAAACUGAUGUAUCCGCUCCGAUUAAUACGAAAAAUCCGAAUAUUAAUUUUAAGGACAAAGUUCGUAGGGCAUUUUACAUUCCAUCCGACAAAUAUUCUCACGACUGCAUCCCAUUUUAUUGUAAAUUUAUUGCGUUACAUGCCAUCGAAGCUUUAUGACACAUUAAUCGCCAAAUAUAAGUUACACUGUACAAUCGGGAGAAAACAUUAAAUAAUUUAUUAUAUUGUAUACAUAUUGUGCAGGUAAUAUAUACAUAUAUAUAUAUAUUAUAUACACAUAUACAUAUUUUUCUUAAUAUCGCAAUUUCAUUGUUAAAAGAAUCGUUCGUAGAACAAUGUUUUUAAUUCCGAAGCUACUAACGAGACAAUAAUCAAGCCAACAAAAUGGAGCUGAAAAAUAUAUAGAUAUUAUAUGAUAAAAAUAUAUCGACAAUUUGAUAUAAUACAUAUCGCAUAACAUCCA
This is a messenger RNA of Apis mellifera (honey bee), 6252 nucleotides long. It is a transcript of the gene ClC-a, whose product is annotated as chloride channel protein 2. Gene Ontology annotation, molecular function: voltage-gated chloride channel activity. The transcript has 13 exons. Gene Ontology annotation, cellular component: membrane. The record is from RefSeq and is a predicted model, not a curated record. Lineage: Eukaryota; Metazoa; Arthropoda; Insecta; Hymenoptera; Apidae. Gene Ontology annotation, biological process: transmembrane transport; chloride transport. The coding region runs from base 1420 to 4260 and encodes 946 amino acids.